AUGGCGCGUCCGAAUUCCGCAGCUCAACCAAGAGCACUCACUUUGACAGAAGAACUGGAGAAGCUCGAGCAGUCCAUCACUUUGACAUUGCAAGAAAUUGACCACAACUUCAGCCGCGCCCAUCGCAUAGUCACAUCCAGUAUCCUUCCUACUGUCGAACAGUAUGCGGCCCAUUCGAAGGAUGUGUGGGAAGGGUCCAGAUUUUGGAAACAGUUCUUCGAGUCGAGCGCCAAUGUCUCACUUUCGGGCUACGAAGAGCCGCCUUCGCAGUAUGAAAAUGCGGAUGUGACGGCUACCGACGAGUCCAAUACUACCACCCACACCACUCUCGAGACAUCGGAGUCCUACGAGACCCCUGUCGCUCAACAUAUUUCCACCGAUUCUGUUCAAGACCUUGACCUGUCCAGCCUGACAGUGUCACCCUCCCAGAGCACGCCUCGGCCGAGGAAGAAGCAAGAGACUGAACAAGCCACCUUUGCCGAUUAUCCGUCGCCCUACGAAGCUUUGAGACAAGAGGUCAACAAUACCACAGCGGAGGCGACCUCAAUGACCCAGGGGACCUUGCCUGAAACCCCCGGCCGUCUUGCAUUCCCAUUAACCAACAUUGCAGCCACACCAGAGUCGUCACCCUUCCUUCCUCCGCAGCCUACGUCGAUUCCACAACCAUCGACUAUACGCAAGAACACCGACCCUCUUCUUCACAGAGUGCUUGAUAGAAACUAUCGAGUACAGGCUACGCCAUUAACGAGCAAUAGACAUGCCGAUUUCCAACCAAAAACAGCCACUACGACGCCGUUUACUGCGAAGCGUGGUCGAAAUAAUCCUCCUCCUGACCCUACGUUGUCAUCCAGCCCUGAUUUGGCUCCCCCAGAGCUUCACCAUGAGAUAUUCUCGUCACCCGAACGGAAGGCUCGUAUACCGGGGGUCAGUGUACUCACGCCAGCCAGACAAAACAAUGCGAGGAAUCAAGCGCCCACGCGUACGCCUGGGAUUUGGGAUAGCGACGAGGACGAUCUGGACGAUGACCUGCCGCUAGGAAGCCCACCGAAGACGAUGCAGUUCCACGUUCCGCAGAACCGUCUCUUGAAAACUCCAGCCAAGGAAGCCUCCAAAAGAAUAGUGCAGGACAUUUUGACGACAGCCGGGAUGGAUUUCGAUGACGAAGAGAUCGACUUCAGCCGUGAGCUUGAGACGCAAGGGUUCGAUGCCGAACCUACUAGUCCCAGUCUCGUCCGAAGAGCCACGAAGAUUGAGGAUGAGACAUUCUAG
Messenger RNA from Exophiala dermatitidis NIH/UT8656, 1269 nucleotides. RefSeq lists its product as uncharacterized. Gene Ontology annotation, biological process: attachment of spindle microtubules to kinetochore. Lineage: Eukaryota; Fungi; Ascomycota; Eurotiomycetes; Chaetothyriales; Herpotrichiellaceae. Bases 1 to 1269 code for a protein of 422 amino acids. The transcript is spliced from 4 exons. The record is from RefSeq and is a predicted model, not a curated record. Gene Ontology annotation, cellular component: DASH complex; mitotic spindle; mitotic spindle pole body.